This is a messenger RNA of Acanthisitta chloris (rifleman), 6714 nucleotides long. RefSeq names its product nebulin (gene NEB). Gene Ontology annotation, biological process: cardiac muscle thin filament assembly. The annotation marks the transcript as partial. The record is from RefSeq and is a predicted model, not a curated record. Lineage: Eukaryota; Metazoa; Chordata; Aves; Passeriformes; Acanthisittidae. Gene Ontology annotation, cellular component: Z disc. The transcript is spliced from 53 exons. Gene Ontology annotation, molecular function: actin filament binding.
UACAAGUACAAAGAAGCCCACGAGAAGCAGAAGGGGCACUACAUCGGGUGUCCCAGCGCCAAGGACGACCCCAAGCUGGUGUUGGCCGCGCGCGCCAUGGCGCUGCAGAACGACCGCCUGUACAAGAAGGCCUACAACGACUCCAAGACCCAGAUCCACAUCCCAGCGGAUGCCCUGUCCGUGCAGGCAGCCAAGGAGUGCCAGACCCUGGUCAGUGACACUGACUACCGCCAGUACAUCCACCAGUGGACGUGCCAUCCUGACCAGAACGACGUGAUCCACGCGCGGCAGGCCUACGACCUGCAGAGCGAUAACGUGUACAAGUCUGAUCUGGAAUGGUUGCGAGGCAUUGGCUGGAUGACAGAAGGCUCAGUGGAGGUGAUCAAAGCCAAGAAAGCCCAGGAACUCCUGAAUGACAGGUUGUAUCGCACGCGGCCUGGGGAGCUCAAGUUCACCAGCAUCACUGAUGCACCAGAUGUUGUCCUGGCCAAGAUCAACUCUAUGCAGCUCAGUGAUCGUCUGUAUCGUGAGGCCUGGGAUAAAGACAAGACACAGAUUUCCCUCCCUCCUGAUACUCCUGUGAUGCUGCAGUCCAAAGUCAACGCUCUCAACAUCAGCAGUAAACAUUAUCAGAAGGCCUGGGACGAGGCCAAGGCGAAAAGCUAUGACCUAAGAGCUGAUGCCAUUUCCAUCAAACAAGCCAAGGCUUCCAGAGACAUUGCCAGUGAGUACAAGUACAAGGAGACCCAUGAGAAGCAGAAGGGGCACUACAUCGGGUGUCCCAGCGCCAAGGACGACCCCAAGCUGGUGUUGGCCGCGCGCGCCAUGGCGCUGCAGAACGACCGCCUGUACAAGAAGGCCUACAACGACUCCAAGACCCAGAUCCACAUCCCAGCGGAUGCCCUGUCCGUGCAGGCAGCCAAGGAGUGCCAGACCCUGGUCAGUGACACUGACUACCGCCAGUACAUCCACCAGUGGACGUGCCAUCCUGACCAGAACGACGUGAUCCACGCGCGGCAGGCCUACGACCUGCAGAGCGAUGCUGUGUACAAGUCAGACCUCGAGUGGCUCCGUGGAAUUGGCUGGUUGCCUAACGAGUCUCCAGAAAUUAAGAGAGUGAAGAAUGCUCAGGAUCUGCUGAGUAACAACGUGUAUCGUACCCCCAUCGACAGCCUCAAGUACACCAGCGUGGUGGAUUCUCCAGACCUGGUCCUUGCUAAAACAAACGCUGAGCAGAUCAGCAUUCCAAAAUACAAAGAAGCCUGGGAAAAGGACAAGACUAUGAUCCACAUUAUGCCAGACACACCUGAAAUCAACUUGGCCAAGGCUAAUGCUGUUAAUUACAGCCAGAAACUAUACAAAGGAGCUUGGGAUGAGCUGAAGACGAGCUGUGAUUUGAGAGCAGAUGCAAUCCCCAUCAAGACAGCCAAAGCUUCUAGAGAGAUUGCUAGUGAGUACAAGUACAAGCUGGAGCACGAGAAGCAGAAGGGACAUUACGUUGGAGUUCCAAAUGCAAAAGCAGAUGCCAAAAUCCGCUUUGCCCUCGACGUAGCCAAGGUUCAGAGUGAAAGGGAAUACAAGAAACACUUUGCCAAGUGGAAGACCCAGUGCCACCUCCCAGUAGACAUGGUGUCCAUCGUGUCAGCCAAGCAGGGGCAGGCUCUGGUCAGCAAUGCCGAUUACCGUCACUACCUGCAUCAGUGGAUCUGCCUUCCUGACCAGAACGAUGUCAUACAUGCUAGACAAGCCUAUGACCUUCAGAGUGAUGCUGUUUACAAAGCUGAUUUGGAAUGGCUGCGGGGAAUUGGAUGGUUGCCCAACGACUCCAUUGCACUCAAGCAUGUCAAGUAUGCUGGAGAUGUCCUGAGUGAGAGAAAGUACCGCACGAAAGCUGAAGCUGUUCCCUUCACUCCCGUAGCAGACAGGGUGGAUUAUGUCACAGCAAAGAACAGUGGUGAAAUUCUCAGUGAUAUUAAAUACCACAAGGCAUGGAAUGAGGUCAAGUCAAAUUACACUCUAACAGACACACCACAGCUGGACAUGGCCCGAGAGGCAGCCAGAAUCCUCAAUCAGAGUCUAUACAAGGAAAGUUGGGAGAAAGAAAAAGCCACUGGUUACCUCCUACCUCCUGACACUGUGCAGAUCUCUCAUGCCAAGCACUCGACUGAUGUUCAAAGUGAGCUCAAAUACAAAGCUGAAUAUGUCAAGCAGAGAGGUCACUACGUUGGGGUGGCCAAGAUGAGAGAUGACCCCAAGCUGGUGUGGUACGAGCACGCGGGCGAGAUCCAGAAUGACAGGUUGUACAAGUCAGACUACAACAAAACCAAGUCCAAAAUUCACAUCCCUCCUGAUGCCAUGGCAGUUGUGGCAGCAAAAGACUGCCAGAACCUGGUCAGUGACGUUGACUACCGCCAAUACCUGCGAGAGUGGACGUGCCAUCCUGACCAGAAUGACUGCAUCCAGGCAAGGAAGGCCUAUGACUUGCAAAGUGAUAAUGUCUAUAAAGCUGAUUUGGAAUGGCUUCGUGGCUGUGGUUGGAUCCCUCUGGAUUCAGUGGAGCAUAAGAAAGUGAAGAAUGCACAAGAACUGAUAAAUAAGAGAGCAUAUACCAAAGAAGCCCUUGAGAACUUCUCCAAAUACACCAGUGUGGUGGACACUCCUGACAUCGUCUUGGCCAAGAUGAACUCUGUCAAUCAGAGUGAUCUGAAAUACAAAGAGACGUUUAACCUUGAGAAAGGGCAGUACAUUGGGUCUGAUGAUACUCCUGCACUGCACCAUGCCAAGGACAUGUCCUUACUGCACAGUGAGAAACUUUACAAAAAGGCUUGGGAAAUGAGCAAACCCAUUGGGUACACUCUGGAUGAGAAGUACAUUCCCCUGGUGGGAGCAAAGCACGCGAACCACAUCAACAGUGAGCGUAAAUACAAGGAAAUCUACGAGAAGCUGAAGGGUCACUACCUGGCUGGGAAGGACAUUGGUGACUUCCCCAGUGUCAUUCACUCCCUGGAAUUCCAGAAAAUGAGGAGCGCGUUGGCCUACAGAAAGAAUUAUGAAGACAGCAAGACAAAUGUCCAUAUUCCAACUGACAUGAUGAACCAUGUGCUGGCCAAGAAGUGCCAACACAUCCUGAGUGACCUUGAGUACAGAAAUUACUUCCACCAGUGGAACUGUUCCGCUGAAGAAAAUGAUGUUAUCCAUGCCAGGAAAGCCCAGGAAAUCUUGAGUGAUGUAUUGUAUAAAGAUGACUUAAACUGGCUGAAGGGACUUGGGUGUUAUGUCUGGGAUACUCCACAAAUCCUACAGGCUAAAAGAUCAUAUGAUCUCCAGAGCCAAAUCAAAUACACCUCUGCAGGAAAGGAGAACUUACAGAAGUUCAGUGUGGUUACAGACACUCCUGUCUAUGUGACUGCAGUGCAGAGUGCAGCAAAUGCCAGUGAGGUGAAAUACAAGGAAGAGUUCCAAAGGACUAAGGACAAGUAUACACCUGUGGCUGACACAGUGGAAGCUGAGAGAGUUCACAAUUUGAAGGAUCUCUAUAGCAAUAACCUCUACAAGAAAGCCUGGGACAAAGUGAAGGCCACGGGCUACGUGAUGCCCUCGGACGCUGUGGCCUUGGCGCGUGCCAAGGAGCUGAAGCACAAUGCCAGUGCUGUAAAGUACCGUGAAGAGUAUGACAAGUUUAAAGCACUUUACACUCUCCCCAGAGGUGUUGAGGAUGAUCCCAACACAGAACGGUGCCUUAGGGUUGGAAAGCUCAACAUUGAUAGACUGUACAAAGAAGCCUAUGAAAAGACCAAAGCCAAAGUGCACACUGUGCCAGACAUGGUAGACAUCAUCUCUGCCAAGGAUGCCCAGAAGAAGAUCAGCGAGGUGGAUUACCGUACACGUCUCCACGAGUGGAUCUGUCUGCCAGACCUGCAAGUCAAUGCCCACGUUAGGAAAGUCACUGAUCAGCUCAGUGAUGUGAUCUACAAGGAUGAUCUUAACUGGCUGAAAGGCAUUGGCUGCUUUGUGUGGGACACUCCGGAGAUUCUCCAUGCCAAACAGGCCUACGACCUGCGCAGUGACAUCAAGUACAAGUCUAAGGCAGAAAAAAUGAAGAAAGACUUCACUGUGGUCACAGACACUCCUGUCUACGUCCAGAAUGUCCUCAGUGCCUUGAAUUUAAGUGAGGCUGUCUAUCGUGGUGAUUACAGGAAGAAUGUUCAAGGCAAAAUGAUUCCUACUGAUAAAACAGUCGAUUUGGAGAGAGCUUAUAAUGCAAACAAAAUCCAGAGUGAGAACUUGUAUCGCUGGGCUGGUCUGAGUGCUCUCCCCACUGGAUACAGCCUUCCCACAGAUACUCCAAACUUCCAGCAUGCCAAACAUGUCCAAUACAUUGGCAGUGAUCUGAAAUACAAAGAAGCCUAUGAACACAUGAAAGCUAAGGGCUAUACUCUGGGCCCUCAAGAUGUUGGGUUUGAAAACGUGAAGAAAGUGAACCAAGUCAUUAAUGAGAGGUUGUAUCGGGCAACAUACCACAAGAACAAGGACAAGAUCCACACGACUUCGGACACACCUGAAAUCCGCCAAGUCAGGGCGACCCAGGAAGCUGUCAGUGAUCUGAUCUACAAGUCAGAUUUCUUCAAGAUGCAGGGACACUUGAUCUCCCUGCCCUACACUCCUCACGUGCUGCACUGCCGCUAUGCUGGGGACAUCAGCAGCGACAAUAAAUACAAAGAGGAUCUGAGGUGGCUGAAGGGCUUGGGCUGCUUCCUGUAUGACACUCCUGACAUGGUCCGUGCUCGUGAUCUGCGCAAACUCUGGUCUAAUUAUAUCUACACUAGUACUGCAAAGAAGAUGUGGCCUAAAGUCAAUUUGGUGUUGGAUACUCCUGGAUACAGAGCAGUUCAGGAGCUCAAAACCCAUUUGAGUGAACUGGUUUACAGAGCUGCAGGCAACCAGCUGAAGACAAAAUACACUUCCAUCCUUGACACACCCGACUUGAUCAGAGCCAAGGAAGGACAAAAGAUCCAGAGCCAGUACCUGUAUGUGGAACUUGCCACCAAGGAGAGACCACACCACCAUGCUGAUAGCCACACUCAAGCCUUUACACACGCCAGGCAUGUCAAGGACCUGAUCAGUGAGAAAAAGUACAAAACUCAGUAUGAGAAGAUGAAGGACAAGUACACACCUGUCCCUGACACCCCAGUGCUGAUCAGAGCCAAGAGAGCAUACCUGAAUGCCAGUGAUCUGCGCUACAAAGAGACCUUUGAGAACACAAAGGGCAAGUACCACACAGUGAAAGAUGCUCUGGACAUUGUCUAUCACAGGAAGGUCACUGAUGACAUCAGCAGUGUGAAAUAUAAGGAGAAUUACAUGAGCCAGUUAGGGAUCUGGAGAUCCAUCCCAGACCGACCAGAGCAUUUCCAUCACCGCCUGGUCACCGAUGCCAUCAGUGAUGUGAAAUACAAGGAGGACUUAGCAUGGAUCAGAGGCAUUGGCUGCUACGCGUGGGAUACUCCAACUUUUGCCCUGGCAGAACAGAAUAAAGUGCUCUACAGUGGGUGCAAGUACAAGGAGAUGUUUGAGAAGACCAAGUCUCAGUUCAAGUACGUGGCUGACUCUCCAAUUAACGAGCACUUUAAAUAUGCAACUCAGCUGAUGGAUGGGAAAAGCUAUAAGUCAGUGGCCAAGAUGCUCCAGGAACGUGGAUGUAAUGAAAUUCUGAGGCCAGAUAUGCUGACAGCUCUCUACAACACACACUUUUGGAGCCAGAUUCAAUACAAAAAGGACUAUGAAAAGAAGAAAGACAAGUACACGACAGUUCUGGAUACUCCAGAAUACUUAAGGACCACGAAAGUCAACAAACAGAUCAGUGAUAUUGUUUACAAACUGGAAUACAACAAAGCCAAGCCCAAGGGCUACACCACCAUCCAGGACACGCCGAUGCUGCUGCACGUGCGCAAAGUCAAGGACAGGAUCAGCGAUCUGAAAUACAAAGAGAUGUACGAGAGGAGCAAAUCUCGCUGCAAUGUCAUAGCAGACUCUGUUCACAUCAAGACUCCAAGACAUGCUUACAAGCUAAACAGCAAUCUGGAUUAUAAGAAGAAAUACGAAGCAGCCAAGGCCCACUGGCACCUGAUUGCUGACAUGCCUGACUUUGUCCAAGCAGCCAAGUCCUCUCUGCAGCAGAGUGAUUAUGAAUACAAACUGGACAGGGAAUUCCUGAAGGGAUGCAAACUCUCUGUCACAGAUGAUAAGAACACAGUGUUGGCCUUAAACAAUGCCAUCUUGGCCAGUGAUAUAAAAUACAAAGAGAAGCACAACAAAGCCCGAGGAACGUACCACGUCGUCCCCGACACACCUCAGAUCCUCCUGGCCAAGAACGUCAGUUCUCUUGUCUCUGAGAACAAGUACAAGGAGCACAGCAAGAAGCAGCUCCCACACGGCUCUUUCACCACUCUGCCUGAGACACGAGACACUGUUCACGUCAAAGAGGUGACCAAGAAUGUCAGUGAGACAAACUAUAAGAAGAAGUUUGUGAAGGAGAAAGGCAAGUCUAACUAUUCUGUCAUGCUGGAGCCUCCUGAAGUCAAGCAUGCCAUGGAAGUGGCUAAAAACCAGAGUACAAUUCAAUACAAGAAGGAUGCCAAGUCAAAGCUGCACUACACACCUAUAGCAGAUCGGCCAGACAUUAAGAAAGCAACUCAGGCUGCUAAGUUAAUUAGCAAU